GCUGCCAGUGUUGUCAAGACGGGCGGUGAGAGACGCGUUGUGAACGUGCAUCAUUGCGUUCAUUUCGGUUCAUCAAAGAGCGCGAGCGCUACAUCGACAGGCUGUUCAUACAGACAGACCGUGGCUUUAGGCUGUCAUCCUGAUGUUGGACCGAGCCUUGUUGCACGAAAGAGGAAGCUGAGAAGGAACAAUACCGAGAGAGCUUGUGUAUCGUUGGCAAGUAAAUAUAAAUUUUCAGACCGAGUCCGUCUUCUGUCGACAGCGCCUUACCAAGUGUCACUGCAGAGGAUAAACAGAAGCCAGUUUCUCUCGGCGCUUAUUAUAACACAAAAGCAAUGCCGGGCUAUGACUACAAGUUCCUCGAGAAACCCAAGAGACGCUUUCAGUGUCCUCUCUGUAGCAAAGCGAUGAGGGAACCCGUCCAAGUUUCCACAUGUGGACAUCGAUUCUGCGACACCUGUCUGCAAGAAUUUCUCAGUGAGGGGGUCUUCAAGUGCCCUGAGGACCAGCUCCCACUGGAUUAUGCCAAGAUCUAUCCUGACCCUGAGCUGGAGCAGCAGAUAUUGGCUCUGGCCAUCCGCUGUAUUCACAGUGAGGAGGGCUGCCGCUGGACUGGCCAGAUGAAACAGCUACAGAGCCACUUCUCCACCUGCGCAUUCAACGUGAUCCCCUGCCCCAAUCGCUGCUCCGUGAAGCUGACUCGCCGGGACCUGCCUGAGCACCUGCAGCAUGACUGCCCCAAACGCAAGGUCAAGUGCGAGUUUUGCGGGAGCGAGUUCACAGGAGAGGCCUUUGAGAACCACCAGGGCAUCUGUCCACAGGAGAGUGUCUACUGCGAAAACAAAUGUGGAGCGAGAAUGAUGAGGAGACUCCUGUCCCAGCACACCAUGACAGAAUGCCCCAAACGCACCCAACCCUGCAAGUACUGCGGCAAAGAGUUCGUCUACGACACCAUCCAGAACCAUCAGUUCCACUGCCCUCGCUUUCCCGUGCAGUGCCCUAAUCAGUGUGGAACCCCAAACAUCGCCCGAGAGGAUCUGGCUAACCAUGUGAAGGAGAGUUGUGGCAGUGCAUUGGUCCUCUGCCCCUUCAAAGAGGCUGGCUGCAAACAUAGAUGCCCAAAGAUGGCUAUUGGUCGACAUCUGGAGGAGAGCACAAAGUCCCACCUCACGAUGAUGUGCACUCUGGUGGGGCGUCAGCGACAGGAAAUCAUGGAUUUGAGACGAGAAAUGGAGGAGCUGUCUGUCAGUCACGACGGCGUUCUUAUCUGGAAGCUGACCGACUACUCACGCAAACUGCAGGAGGCCAAACUCCGCAACAACCACGAGUUCUUUAGCCCGCCCUUCUACACACACCGCUAUGGCUACAAACUGCAGGUGUCUGCAUUUCUAAAUGGUAACGGCAGCGGGGAGGGCACACAUCUGUCCAUCUACAUCCGCGUGCUGCCCGGCGAGUACGAUAACCUGCUGGAAUGGCCCUUCUCGUACAAGGUGACCUUCUCCAUCUUGGACCAGAGCGACCCAUCGCUGUCCAAACCUCAGCAUAUCACAGAGACCUUCAACCCUGACCCCAACUGGAAGAACUUCCAGAAACCAUGCAGCAGCCGGAACUCGCUGGACGAGAGCACGCUGGGUUUUGGCUACCCCAAGUUCAUCUCGCACGAGGAGAUCAAGAAGAGGAACUACAUCCGUGACAACUCCAUCUUCCUCAAAGCUUCCAUAGAGAUCCCCCAAAAAAUCAUGUCUUAAAUUUAAUGGGACUUAAGUGAAGAUUUUUCUCGACAAGUCUUGAUGGACCCUUAUCAACAACUUUACUGAAAGACUCAGUGCUCGUCUGUCUGGUUAUUUGGCUGGCUUCAGGAGCCAGUAUGUAAGUGUUUGAUCAGCAAAAUCACUCUGAAGUGUUUUGGAUUUGCUUUUUAACACUUUCUUCCUCAAUUUACAGCAACACCUUUGGACAUUCAGUAGUGCCUAGAACAUUUAUUUUAAUUUAAAUGUUAUUUUUAAAGUGUGAUUUUAUUUUAUUUCCCUAACAGAUGUCAAGUAUAAAGUAAAAGAUUGAAGCGGACCGUGAAAGGAUAUUCAUAACCUUUGCACUUUGAGAAUGUUUGAAUAUUCUUCAGAGGCAAUGGAGCUCUAAAUCACAACAGCAGUCAGUACUGUUAUGCCUGUGUUAAGAAUUCAGCAAACACACACUCACACAAAAACCUUCUUGACCCUUUUGUGUACACACAUUCGCCUGGUAUUGGCUCUUGAAAAGAAACUCAACGAUGGGGGUCAAAAGAACCUAGCUUUCCUGUUUAACUUGUUUUAAGUAAACUAACAACUAACAAUGGCUGUGAACUAAAUGUAGCUUAACUUAAGUAUGAGACUUGUUUGAAUUAGACUCCAAUUUUGAACGGUGUAUUGUAGUACUUGAUGCAUUGUUUUUCAACACCCUGUUGUUCUUAGAUAGACAGGACUUCUGCGCCCACGUUCUGUUUGGGACCGAUUCCAGGAAUUUAAUGGGUGAAGGUGCUAAAAGCGUACUUUUUUUCAUUAUUGUACGAUGGAAACGAAACCUUUUGCAACUCCUGCACUCCAGUCUGGAUCGAAAGCCAUGCUAGAGUUUGUUUACAUUCAGUCUGUGGGCGUUGGGUGAGGAUUGCAGGUCACAUGAUCUUCAAAGUGGACCACUUUUUGUACUGUUUUCUUAACCACCGUGUGUUGAGGGCUUGUUAUGUUUCGGCAGACGAAUGGUCAAAAGGAACCAAAUUUCUUUUUGUAAUAUGUGAAGAAAAAAAAAAUGUGAGCAACACCAGUUGCGUUUGUUUCAUAAAUGGAGGGUGUUUUGAAUGUGAACUUUGGACUCACAUGCGCGGUACACUCUUUCUGUUUUUUUUGUUUUUUUUGUCUUACUAUGCCGGUCAAUGAAAGCUGACAGAUAGAAAGGUGCGGGCACUCGCCACGGUCGCCCCCAAAACGUGUUGGUGCCUCAGGUGCGAGGGCAUCUUGUUCGAGCAGCACUGGUAGCCAUGGUUACCUGUGCCUGUAAAAGCAGACGUAAAAAUGAGGAGAGUUCUUCCAUGUGCCUGAGGAAGAUGAGCCUUGUGCAAUAUGGCUGCCAUUGCUCCAUACAGACCAGUGGAGGACUUUGUUGAUACUUAUUAUAUAUUAUAUGUGAAUACUAAUAAAAAAAAAAAAAAUGCAAAAGCACAUUCUUCUUCACAUUUAAUCUCGCUACGAUACCAGCAAAUAUUUUGCAACGUUUUUGAGAGAACCUGAAAAAAAAAAAAAAACUUUUUUUUUUUUUUUUUUGCUAAGAUUCUGUAUUUUACAAAAUACUUCAGAUGUUUUCUACAACACUUUUUUCGGAAUGAGUUUGGGGAGGGCCUGUAUGUUUACAUUUUAUGGACCCUUAUUAUGUUUCACCUCUGUGGCAUUUGCUCGAUCAUUCUGUUUGUCUGGUUUGAAUUUUGCAUAUUAUGUCUGUAUUAUUUCCUGUUGAAAGUAUUUAUUUUAAGGCGCCAUGACAUAAGCUUGUUUAAAGAAAUAGUGCAGAUGUUUUUAUAAGUUGAUUUGAUGAUUGCUUGUCACAUAUCACUUGAAAUAAAACAGUGUCUACAAGAUCA
This is a messenger RNA of Myxocyprinus asiaticus (Chinese sucker), 3610 nucleotides long. Its product is annotated as TNF receptor-associated factor 4-like. The transcript is spliced from 7 exons. Gene Ontology annotation, molecular function: zinc ion binding; protein binding. Bases 336 to 1748 code for a protein of 470 amino acids. Gene Ontology annotation, biological process: positive regulation of JNK cascade; regulation of apoptotic process; activation of NF-kappaB-inducing kinase activity. NCBI's taxonomy places the organism in Eukaryota, Metazoa, Chordata, Actinopteri, Cypriniformes, Catostomidae. The record is from RefSeq and is a predicted model, not a curated record.